GUGAUAAGCGCCGGGUACUCGAGUGGAUAGCACCGAAAUAUGACUGAUUUAUCUUCCAUAGGUGUCUAAACUCAUGACCUCGCGUCCCGCUCUACAGGGGAGAAUAGCAGUUAAGCUUGUCAGCUCGUGUAAAAAUCUCUACCCUCUAAAAUAUCAAAUUGCACGGUUAAAAAGUGCCGAUUUUUAACUCAGUCUGACAACCUUGGUUGUCAGAUUGUCAAAUGCCAAUUACAAACUUUACUUCGAGUUAUGCGGAGAAAAUUUUCGAUUUCCAGCCCAAUUUGGCAAAUUGUCAUUACGUCAACUGGAACAAACGCUCACAAAUUGCCCAAUGCUUUUCCAGUCGAUCCCACCGAACAGGAAUUUGUCGUCGUGAUCCAUCGAGUCGCUUGCUUUUUGUGGAGUCCCUUGUUUCGGCGUGGAUUUUCUAGAGUAGUUUCUGUAAAUUAGCGUCUGUGAUACAAGAUAUCCGCCGUAGAACGCCGGGCACUAUACUCCGAUUGAAUAGAAAGUGGUGAGAUGGCAUCUGGCAGAGUGUGAGGUGCGCGUUCAAGUGCGAUCUCCGAAAGGAACACGACGAGAGUGUAUUUCACCCAUUAUUGACGUGGAAAAUUCAGUGUUUGAUCGCGGAAAAGAGACGGUGAUCCAGCAGAGAGGAAAUUGCUCCUCUGAGGGAACAUCCUGAUCAGGAUUAGGAGGUGAGACGGGGGCCUCGGGGCGGAAUGGGGGACUGGCGGGAGCGGUGGUUGGCGCUGUUCUAUCUGCUCAGCGUCGUCUUCGGCUCGACGUGCUUCGUCUGCAUGGGCAUCGUCUGGGGCUACUGGGCCGGGGCCCUGGACCAGUGCUCCGAGGAGCUGCGCGACCUCCACGGCACCCCGAUCGGCCGCGGCGGCGAAUCCUGCGGAUGCCUCCUCUACGGCUCCUCCACCUUCUCCGGCUUCGUCGGCAGCGACACCAUCGUCUGCCGCUUCCUCACCUUCGCCCACUUCCCGGCCGUCCUCGUCGCCUCCGCCUUCGCCCUCUACCACGGCUACCGCGUCUGCAUCCCCCACGCCCGACUUCCGCCAAGCGCCUUCCCCAACGGCUCUCUCGCCCACCUCGAUCAGAACCCCAAAAG
Messenger RNA from Bemisia tabaci, 1117 nucleotides. The record is from RefSeq and is a predicted model, not a curated record. NCBI's taxonomy places the organism in Eukaryota, Metazoa, Arthropoda, Insecta, Hemiptera, Aleyrodidae.